GACACAAUCGCCUCCUCGUCUGUGCCCAUUCACCAUUGUGCCAUACACUUGGCUAAUGUUCUAACAUAACUUAGUGUUUGCUAUCAAUUCGUCAAUCAUGUCGACUCUUAGUCAUCACCCGUACGCGUUUUCCAUGCACCCCGGCAUGUUACCGGAGUACCCUAGCGCGCCACAGCCGCUACCGGCGUCUUCACCACAAUCAGAGGGCCACAUCAAGCGGCCCAUGAAUGCCUUCAUGGUCUGGUCGCGACUUCAGCGGCGCCAGAUCGCAAAGGACAACCCGAAGAUGCACAAUUCAGAGAUCUCGAAACGCCUCGGCGCCGAGUGGAAACUGUUGACUGAAAUGCAGAAGAGACCGUUCAUCGAUGAAGCGAAAAGGCUCCGAGCACUGCAUAUGAAGGAGCAUCCCGACUACAAGUACAGGCCACGAAGGAAGCCCAAGCCCCCAACAGCCGGAGGUGCCCCAGGCGCUGGAGCUUUCCCGAGCUUUCCGCUUCCUUACUUCGCGGGCCCCGCACCUUCAGUUGGACACUUAGAUGCUCUUUCUUAUCCCGCGGUAUCUCCGUAUUUCCCUCACCAACUGGAUCAUCUACAGUUCUCGAAAUUGAUGGCGCCGACCGAAAAGUUGCCGACGGCGUCGUCAGCUGCAGCUGUUGUGUCAUCGUUCUACUCCUCGCUGUACACGCAACCCGCACAUCCGAAGCCAUUCUCAUCUCCAUUGUUCCACCAGUACGGCGCAGCUCCACCUUCGCCAGUGUCUCCGAAUCAGCACAGCCCUCACGACGACCAACUAAGACGGCCGGUGUCUGUUAUAUAUUGAAGACCAACUUGCCUCCCUUGAAGGACCAACCUUUUAGGGUUUGGCAUCAGUGAAAAAUAUUUAAGUGUUAUAAACAAAGACUAUUGAAAUCCCAAGGACCAUAUUUAUUGUUUUCUAGAGUUACGCUUAGUUGAAAAUUGUAAAUGGAGUGUGUCCCACAUCAAGUGGCUUGUAAAUAUGUUGAAGGUAAUCGUAGACCCGUUAGAUGGGUAACGGAUUAAGUUUACUUAACUGUGAUUUUUGUUUUCGACGCAUCUUCAGAUAUAUAAGUUAGUAAAACUGUUUCAUCAGUUAUGUGAAGUGAGAUCGGUACCAAAAAGAGAUUAUUUCAUGUAGGUGUCAGAAUUUAGCUGUAGUAAGAACUUCUUUGACGUGUAUCAUGUUUUUUGUUUUCUCUCAACAAUUAUUGUAACGUCUAUUUGUUAAGUUUGCUUGAGUCGUUCCAUUAAGGCGACGACCGACUCAAUCUACUUCGGUUAUUAUGGAAUUUAUUUAUUGCCAGUGUAGAUUUAAACGGUAUUAUUGUAAAUUAGUUGACUAAAUCUUAAGUGGCUAGUGCAUACCAAUUGUAUAUAUUAGUUUAUAAUUCA
This is a messenger RNA of Pararge aegeria (speckled wood butterfly), 1410 nucleotides long. Its product is annotated as SOX domain-containing protein dichaete-like. Gene Ontology annotation, molecular function: DNA-binding transcription factor activity, RNA polymerase II-specific; RNA polymerase II cis-regulatory region sequence-specific DNA binding. Lineage: Eukaryota; Metazoa; Arthropoda; Insecta; Lepidoptera; Nymphalidae. The coding region runs from base 98 to 820 and encodes 240 amino acids. The record is from RefSeq and is a predicted model, not a curated record. The transcript has a single exon. Gene Ontology annotation, biological process: regulation of DNA-templated transcription; anatomical structure morphogenesis; cell differentiation.